AUAAGAGAGAGCCGGAUACACCAGGAGGUGGCUCUAGGGCAGAAGCAGCAACACCAUUAAGUGCAACAAGGCCAGUGGCCAGGAAGCAUCACGAGAACAUCAGUAGUUACACCAGGAAGCAUCACGAGAACAUCAGUAGUUACACCAGGAAGGGGCAGAAGAUCAGCAACAAGUACACCAGAAUAGUUAUGAGAGGCCAGCAACAGAGCUGCGCUGCCCAGGAGCAGGCUCACCAGGACAGCAUGAGAGGCGAGCUUCAGAUUGACAUGGAAUCGGAGAUUGUGCAGCAGGAAACAGAUAUGGCUGCCCAGGAGCCUACAGAAAGCAGGUUCACUCAGACAGAGCAGCGGGGCAUGGUGGUGCAGAAGAAGAGGCUGCAGACUAUCUGGAAGAGACCUGCAGUGAUGGAGCACAGGAAUACCUCGGUGCACAAGACAGUCCAGAAUCUGUUGGAGAAGAUGACCCCUGAUGAUGACAUUGAAACCUUCCUGGCUAUGUUUGAGAGGGUCGCUGAGCAUGCAAAGCUUCCCCACGACGAGUGGGCCGAGGUCAUUGCUCCCUAUUUGUCAGGGAAGUCCCUGAAAGCAUACUUGGGCCUAAGCAAGCAGGAUACCAAAGACUACACUAAACUCAAAGAAGAAAUCUUAUCCUGUGAGGGGAUCACCUUGGCGGGCCACGCGCAGUGCGUGCAGGACUGGAGCUACUCUCCCGAGAGGUCUGUGCGCUCCCAGAUGUACGACUUGGUUUCCCUUGCGAACAAGUGGCUUCAGCCAGAGAUUUUGACGCCUUCCCAGAUAGUAGAGAGAGUUGUGCUCGACAAGUUCAUCCGAUCCCUUCCUUCCAGCAUCCAGAUUUGGAUUGGUAAAAGGGGCCCCAGAGAUGUGGAUCAGUUGGUCUCCCUGGUGGAGUGGUACAAUGCGACGGUGGAUCAUCUCCAUGGCUCUCCAAUGCCACCCCUCAUGGGCUGCACAAUUCCAGGAGGCCUUGGUUACCCAGGGGCUGAACCAGAUUGCUUCCCAAUAAAGAUGGAGAAAGAAGAACCCUUUUCUGAAGAUGUACCUCCGACAACAGAAAAUGCACUUGCUGCUGGGGGUUUCCCUAAGGAAGAUCCCAGUGUGUUACAGGUUAAGGUAGAGACAGAAGAGCCAGACGUGGAAGAGCAACUGAACCCGAUGGGAAGCUCAGAGAUUGCAUUUACAGCUGGGGAGAGUUGCUUGGAGCACAAGGCAAGUUGGGACUCUGGGCUGCUUAGGUUUGAUUUAGGAAACCAGAACCUACAAGUACCCGAAGCCAAGGCUCCCACACACGCCCCGGAGCCGCCCCAAGCCUCCAGUGAUCCUGCAGAAUUCUCACGUCAGAAGGAAAAGACUAAACCGGAAAUCAACGCGAGCCCAAGAAACGGGCAGCGCUCAAUGAGGUGGAAAAUGACACAUUUCCCUUGUUCCAAGUGCGGAAUGACCUUCUCUACGAGGACGGAUCUUAUAAAGCACCUGUGUGUGGGUAAAAACGACGUUUCUCAGCACUCAUCAGAACUCGGUGACCCCCUUGGGGCAAAGGGCGAACGUUCUGGCCACAAGGACGGGAAACCUUACAAGUGCCAUGAAUGUGGGAUGGAUUUUGCGGAUGAGGCUUCUCUCCAGUCCCAUCAGAUUCUGCACGCAGAGGACAGACCUUUCCAGUGCAACCAGUGCGGCAGAAAGUUCUCUCUCCGGAGCAGCCUUUCCAAUCACGAGAGGAAUCAGUCGUGCGAGCAGCCGUUCCGAUGUAAGGAAUGCGGCAAAAUCUUUUCCCGGAAGAGCAGCCUUCACAGCCAUCAGAAAAUCCACACCGGGGAGAGGCCGUUUAUUUGCAUGGAAUGCGGCAAAAGCUUCUACGAGAACAGCGACCUCCGCAAGCACAAAAAGAGUCACACGGGGGAGAAACCGUUCAGCUGCCCCGAGUGCGGCAGGAAGUUCUCUCUGGUGUGCAACCUUCACAAACACCGGAAGCUCCACGAAAGGGACCAUGUUCCUCAUAUGGAUUCAGUUUUCCUCGACGGGAUGAUCUUCUGACCAGUGUUUUUUUUUUUUAAUGUUCCCUAAUUUAUGGUGCCAUAACUAAUGUUGUUGAGUUUUGUAUGUGUACACAUAUUUGUGUCCUUGCUCGGACCCUCGGUGUGCAAUAACAGUGUUUCUCAUGCACACUGACCGGAGAUAGAGGGGACACCCGCUCCUAACCCAGAUGAUGCAAGCAGGUUCUAUGUGAACAGAAAAUGUUUCUGGAUAUCGGAAAAGGAAAGUGCAUUCAGCUUAGGACGUUCCACCAUGUUUGUUGCCCUCUAGAAUAUCGGUGCAGAACUUGGCUUGGGCCUGUCGAAAUACAGAAUGUUGGAAACAUGGUAACUCUUUCCUAUGUGCCCACACUUCCCAACCCUUUCACUUGGUGACAUUUGCCACGCCAAGAGAAUUAGCAGAGGGCAUAGAACUUAUGAGGAACAGUGAAACAUCAGAUAUGGUUGUGACCAGUGGAUAUGCUGAAGUGGGCAUCAGGCAUUUCCCCACGUCUCCUUGUUUUAUUGGGGAGAUACGGGGCGGGGGCAGUAACGAGCGACUCCAUAGACUCCUGUAGCUAAAGCAGAGGGUUUUGGAAGCAAAGGGCAGUUCUGUGCACUCGUUAUAUGUUAUCAUCGUACUUACCCUUAACCUAAAAUACUUGUUGGUUUCAAUAAAAGAGUUGAUAGUAA
Xenopus tropicalis (tropical clawed frog) is the source of this 2722-nucleotide messenger RNA. Its product is annotated as gastrula zinc finger protein 5-1. The transcript is spliced from 5 exons. Lineage: Eukaryota; Metazoa; Chordata; Amphibia; Anura; Pipidae. The coding region runs from base 189 to 2051 and encodes 620 amino acids. The record is from RefSeq and is a predicted model, not a curated record.